CAGAAAAUUAGGUCCCUAAGCUUAUAUGGAUUUUAUUAAAGAUGAGAUACCCACAGAGAGCACUACAAUUACAAAAAAGGAUCAGUCUUAUUGGAAUAACAAGUAUAUUUUUGAUGGAAUGCAAAAGAAAUCAGUUCUUUUCCAAAAUUGCUUUUUCUCAAUAGAAACCUAAUGAGUAACCUAACAUUGAAUAAUUCCAAAAGUUUAAAUAUGAAUCAUAAUUGAGAUUAAAGCGGAAUGAAUUUAGAAGAACUAUAUUAGAAAUUAAAAGCAAAUAGAAGCCAACUGAGACAAGUAAGUAUGCAAUUACUGAUGAGGAUUUGACUUUGCCUCUUUUCUAAAGAUCUCCUACGCACUUGGUAAUUAUGAAAGCAAUAAUAGGAAAAUUCAAUUGAUAAUCAGUGGAAUCAUCUGGAACUGCUAGACAAGAAACAUUUAAAAUAGAUCUACGGACCCAAAACCUUUAAUAGACAGAAGAAAGCAAUUAGCUAAAUUGAUAAUAACUUCUAAGCUGAUAUCGAACUUUAGCAGAUGAAAUUUUAAGCAUAAGUAGAUUUUAGAAAUAAAUUGUUAAAACAUAAAUCUUUGCAAUCAUCUAAGGGGAAUGUUUAAGGUCGAGACAUUAGUUUCUUACGAUAGACGAGGCCAGAAUAUAAAGGAAUGGUAUUAUUGAAUAUGACAACUCUUGAAUAAUACCAUUGCCCCACUUUAUAUUAGCACGUGAAGAAAUACGAUUGUUCAACGAGUAUGUAAACAAGAUAAAAGUAGUAAUCCGCAAAAAAUGUCAGAUCAAAAAGUUUUAAUACUUAAUAAACUGAAAUGGAUGAACAAUCUUGUAAUCAGAAAGCUUAUGAAGAAAUGAACGAAUCAUUGCAAAGAUUUGAAAUAACAUUAAAAGAGAGGUGUUAGUAUUUGUAAAAAUGA
Molecule: messenger RNA, 924 nt
Organism: Paramecium octaurelia
Lineage: Eukaryota; Ciliophora; Oligohymenophorea; Peniculida; Parameciidae
Source: the annotation of a GenBank genome assembly